This is a messenger RNA of Drosophila innubila, 1104 nucleotides long. Its product is annotated as probable rRNA-processing protein EBP2 homolog. The transcript is spliced from 3 exons. Gene Ontology annotation, biological process: ribosomal large subunit biogenesis; rRNA processing. Gene Ontology annotation, cellular component: preribosome, large subunit precursor; nuclear periphery; nucleolus. Bases 84 to 1007 code for a protein of 307 amino acids. The record is from RefSeq and is a predicted model, not a curated record. NCBI's taxonomy places the organism in Eukaryota, Metazoa, Arthropoda, Insecta, Diptera, Drosophilidae.
GCAACAUCGGUUAAGAAACAAGCCGCGCACGUGUUGACAUUGUUUUCAUAUGACCAAAUUCAUUUAUUAAAUAGUUAAUUACAAUGUCUGACUUUGAAUUACAAGAGAGUGGCUCGGAAUUUGACUCUGAUGACAAUUCUGAUGCGGAGUUGCAAGCGGCAUUUGAGCGUGGCGAUUUAAAACCCGGUCUCAAUGUGGAGUUCAGCGGACAGCGCGACAAAAUAAAUGAUAUAACCAAAUUGCUGGCCAAGACACAGGCCAUACGGCUGGAGCUGCCAUGGGUGGAGCGCCUGGACAUGGUAAACAACCUGGCACCAAUGGCACCCGAGCUGGCUGUGCAGCUGGAGAAACACGAACAGAAGCGCGCCAAUCAGUUCAAGGGCAAUGCCAAAAUACCCUAUGUGCGUCCCGAAGAGGAUCCCGUGCUGAAUGACUUUAAGCGGGAAAUGCUGUUUCAUCGGCAGGCACAAAGCGCCGUGAUUGAAGGUAUUCAGCGUCUGCAUGAGAUGGGCAUUAAGACACGACGACCCGACGACUAUUUUGCUGAAAUGGCCAAGUCCGACGAACACAUGCAGAAAGUGCGCGCCAAUCUGAUGGCCAAGCAACAAGGACAGGCCAAAUCCGAGCGGAUCAAACAAAUUCGCGAGCAGCGUAAAAUGGGCAAAAUGUUGGCCAAACAGACGAAGGUACAGCGUGAGGCGGAGAAGAAGGAAAUGCUGGAUAAACUGAAGAAGUUCCGCAAGGGUAAGCUGAAGAAUCUGGACUUUCUGGAGGAUGCCAAGGCACUGGAGUCCAAGCAAAAACAAACGGCAGCUAAUCGCAAGUUGCGCAACAAAAAGUUCGGAUUCGGUGGCAAAAAGAAGGGAAUGAAGCGCAACACAAAGGCAUCUGCGGCGGGAUUAGAGUCGGAGAAGUCAACACGUCGUCAGCGUGGAGUCAAAGCUGGCGCCUCGGUCAACAAGCGAAUGGGAAAAUCACGUCGGAUGAAGGCCAAGGCUAGAAAGUAAAUGAUUAUCAGGCUUAUGAUUAAGUGACCAAACGUAGAUUUUAAAUGGCCCACAUAGAUUUAUUAUAACUAAAUACAUUUUGUAUGUACAGCAACUA